ACUCACAGGUUAGUUCACAUUUAUUUACUACUGAUGAUCGGUGGUAUUUUCGACGGAAAAUCGUUAGAUUUGCUCCGUUUGCUUUGGGGACUGUUUUAAUCCUGCACGAAUCGUUGCUACUGGGACUGUAAGAGGAAACCAGUGAUGCGCCGCUGCUCAGUCAUUGUUCGGCGCUUACUGACUGGGAAGCGUUACUGCUCUUUAACCCAUCUCUUUCUUUCACUCGCUGCGUUUAGAGAGCAGCUUUCGGCUGGCCCAAAUUAGCUAUUGUAAAUGAAGUGACCUCAAAUGAAUGUUUAAUUAUCGCAAAACCAACAGCUCUGGCUUGUUUUCCGGGAAGCGAAAAAGGGCGUUCACUUUGGACUGAACUAAGCUAGACGUUAGGCUCCUUUCAUUCCAGUUGAACUGAGUCGGAGACACCAUUAUUGGGUCUUAUCUGUCCACCCGCUGCGUUAUUAAGCAUUUUUCACAUUAAACACUUAAAAAAUCCAAAUCAUAUAGGAAGGGUAUUUUUUUGCGCCUUUUUUGCUUGCCGUGCACAGUCGGAGCUCGGUGGGCAGGUGUGUGUGAAACUGGGUGGCCGACAUUCCUCAGAAGGGUGCAGGUGUCUGCGUGCUGGCAAAUCUGACUCACUGAUCGUGUGAUUUUUGACAUGCUGGUCUAAAAGCCCACACAGGAGCCAUGCCAGACAGGGAGGAGCAGGUACAGAAAGCCAAACUGGCCGAGCAGGCUGAGCGCUAUGAUGACAUGGCCUCAGCCAUGAAGGCUGUUACAGAGGAGGGCUCGGAGCUCAGCAACGAGGAGCGUAACCUGCUCUCUGUUGCCUACAAGAAUGUGGUGGGGGCUAGGAGGUCCUCUUGGAGGGUGGUGUCCAGCAUGGAGCAGAAGUCUGAUGACAGUGGGAAGACAGAGCAGGCCAAGGAGUACAGAAUAAAGAUCGAGAAGGAGCUGAAUGACAUCUGCAAUGAAGUACUGGACCUGCUUGACAAACAUCUGAUCCCCAAUGCCAAGCCUGCUGACAGCAAAGUCUUCUACCUGAAGAUGAAGGGAGACUACUACCGCUACCUGGCUGAGGUGGCCACUGAAGAGAACAAGAAUGCCAUCAUCACUAGCUCACAGGAAGCCUACCAGAAGGCCUUGGAUAUCAGUAACCAAGAAAUGCAGCCUACACAUCCCAUCCGCCUAGGCCUCGCUCUUAACUUCUCUGUCUUCUACUACGAGAUUGUCAACUCACCUGAGAAAGCCUGCAAACUGGCCAAGGAGGCCUUUGAUGAAGCCAUUGCCAUGCUGGAUUCCCUCAACAGUGACUCCUACAAAGACAGCACCUUGAUCAUGCAGCUGCUCCGUGACAAUCUGACUCUGUGGAUGUCAGACUCCCAGGGUGAGGGAGAGGAGACGGAGCAGGCAGCUGAGAAGAACUGAACUGAACUUCAGAAAAAAGAAAAAUCAAAAACACACAUUUUUUACCUCUCACCAGCCUAAGUUGUGUGUGUGUGGUUGUGUUUGCACAUACAUGCACAGAUAUGUAUGUUUACACUCCACUCACAAUGUGUAAAGUACAGUAUGUGUGUGCAGAUACAUUGAACUGUGUGUGUGUUAAUUGUAUGAGCACCUCCACAGAGAAAAGAAUGGAAUAGAUCUUUUUUUUUUUUUGAACAUUACUCAUUGUGUGAACCAGUGGAUGUUUAUUUUUUUAUUUAGUUUUUUCGUCCAUGGUUUAGUCCAGAUGAAAUCCCUCCUUUAGAUCCAAAUCAGCCCCAUUCUCUUUAACCUUAUUCACUGUAGCAAACUGCUGCUGUUGCAGGAAAACACAAAGAACCUCUAACUGUAAUUUUGAUAAUUUGUAUGUUUUUACUUGAACUCAACAUUUACAAUCUUUGGAAAACUUGGGUUGACAAAACUCCUUUUGAAGCACAUAAACUGUAAAAAAUAAAAUGGUCACAGCGGUCUGAAUUCACUAAAUAUUAGGACUUAUCUGACAAUAGCAGUGAUCAUACAGAUGGCAGAAUUGACCUUGGUAAAGAUCUUUUACCAUAUUGCCUGUAUCCAUCCCGCCCUGUCAGUGUCCAGUGUAGCAGGUAGUGUUUUUAAUGGAUGGUACAUGUGUCAUGGCUCAGUGAGUUGUACGUGCAUUCGGGCGUAGGAAAGGUUUUCUGUAUGAACGGCCACUUGCGAAAACUGUAGUUAAACGUUAGUUGAUAGUUUUGUUGAGAGGAUUACAUUCCAUUUUACUGACAUCUUUUCACUCUCAGUGAAAUGUGUAGACAAUAAUUUCCUGCACUUUUCCAUAACACAUGACAAGGUAUAGACAGCCUAAGAUAAAGUCAACAACAAAAUGGCUUGAUACUGUAACUUUUGAUAUUUUAUCUUUUCAGCAGUGCAGAGGAUACUUUUGCCAUGUGCUUUUUAUGUGGCUUUCUACUCUUUUCUAUUCAGGUGUUUUUGUAUUUUCUUUUUGUGUAUUUUAUUUCCUUUGACUCUUGAUUUGACUGCUGGAAUGUGGUUCUCAGUAGUAUGGUGUGAGGGUUAGCCGUGCUUUGAAACUGGCCAUUUUUGCUUAGUAUUUAGCUUGAACCAGGUGGUUUACAGUAACAUUUACCUUCCUUGAAAGAACAUUGUGAAAAGACAAAACUAAAACAAUGCUAAAUAUAAACUGAUUAUUAAAGUAACUUGGUAGAAAGCUACGUUAUGACAAAUUAGUAGUUACAAAGUAGUGCCAGUUUCUUCUAAUUACAGUAUCUUGGUUUUAAAAAGAUGGGAUGCAGGAUUCAGAAUUUCCAAGUUACACUCUGAGUACAUUAUUUGGUUAUGUGCUUUCAUGUAAGUGGAAUUAAAACAUUAAAAUCAAGUGUGCUGUACAAA
This is a messenger RNA of Siniperca chuatsi (mandarin fish), 2862 nucleotides long. RefSeq names its product 14-3-3 protein zeta-like. NCBI's taxonomy places the organism in Eukaryota, Metazoa, Chordata, Actinopteri, Centrarchiformes, Sinipercidae. Gene Ontology annotation, biological process: signal transduction. The record is from RefSeq and is a predicted model, not a curated record. Gene Ontology annotation, cellular component: cytoplasm. The transcript is spliced from 6 exons. The coding region runs from base 682 to 1422 and encodes 246 amino acids.